UUAUAAUUCUAAAUCUAGAUCUAUACACUCUAUUUAAUUUAAAAUAUCUUAACUUCGAUGCCAUCAUCAAGAAAAAACUUUUAGACUAAUCUAGACUCUAAUAAAAUUUACAUUGCCUGGCAGAGCCAUUUACUGUAAUUUACAUUUACAGUAACUUCAGAGUCAGUGAAGUCAGUGUCACUUUGGCAGGUCAUGGACUGCUGCACAUUUAGUCUGCUUGGAUCAUUAAUACUUCAACUGUUGCUACUGUCUGGGUUCAGUAGUACUUCCUACAUAUCCAAGUUUAGUGUGGACGAUGCUGCACUUUCCAGUGUUCCUAAUGAACUUGUGCUGGAUUUGAAGCCAGAAGUGGCUGACUGUCCUUGUGAUGACCCCGCCUGGUGUAAGCCUCUCACUGACACACCAGAAAAAGAGGUAUUUGCCUUUUCCAUAAGAAGCGAUACUAGUCACUGGGAGCGCUUUGAUUGGUCGAAAUUGACAACUGUGGUUGUGUUUGGUUAUUUAAAUGAUUCACUGACGUGUCUAGCUCACUCACAUAAUGUUCGAGUCAUCAUGCUAGGGGAUGUGUCUGUCCAAACCUUCACUGAUGCUGCCAAGAGACAACAGUGGAUUCAAACUCAGUUGCUUCUGGUCCAAAAGCAUUUCUUGGAUGGUAUCAAUUUUGAUUUUGAAGGACAAGUUGGCCUCAAUGACACGCUGAUCAGAGAUUCUUAUACAACCCUGGUGAAAGAGACUACACAAGUUUUUAAAAAAGUGCUGCCUUCUUACCAGAUAAGCGUAGAUGUGGGCUGGAAACCGAAUGUUGACAUUCGUUACUUUGACUACCAAGGAUUGGCUGAUGCUGCUGAUCUUCUCUUUGUUAUGGCUUAUGAUGAGCAGAGUCAGAUAUUGGGAGAAUGUAUAGCUGGGCCCAAUUCUGCACUCGCGUCUGCUGGUGUAGGAUUGGAUGCUUACCUCAAUGGAUAUAAUAUUUCUGCCAGUAAAUUGAUUCUUGGAGUACCUUGGUAUGGAUAUAUAUAUGAAUGCACUGAGUUAGUGGGAGAUAAAUGUUACAUAAAAGAGGUUCCCUUCAGGGGAGUCAACUGCAGUGAUGCAGCUGGAACACAGUAUGACUAUGGGCCUAUCCAUGAACUUAUCCAGACUAUGCCAGAAAACUACAAGUGGAAUGCAACGUCUCUAACACCAUACAUAACAUACACAAAUGGUCAAAGUGGCAAGUCUUAUCAGGUACAGUUUGAUGAUCCAGAGAGUUUAAAAUUGAAAUAUGACCUGGCAGCUCAGAAAGGAAUCAAAGGGGUCGGUAUGUGGAACAUUGAUUCGCUGGACUUCUCCGAUACAGAAGUUGGGGAGAGCAUUCGCAGAGCAAUGUUUGAUGCCCUGCCUCCAAGAACUGCCGUUGACAAAACCAUUGGUCAAAGAGUAGAAAAGACAAGGGAAGUCAUAAAGGGAGGAGCUCUUCUUUCAGUGAAAUCUGCUAAGAAAAUAAGAUAUACAGUGGUUGAGGAGAUCAGUGUUGAUGAUGCCAGUGUUAAUGAAAUCGUGGAUGCUGUUGACCUACUCAGCAAAAUUUCUUCACCGUUGGAUUCCAGCCGUCUUAAGAGGCAGUGUCCAUGUGACAAUCCAAAAUGGUGUGAGCCGAUCAAAGACACAAAAAGAAAAGAGGUUUACGCCUUCUCUAUAGUAAACAAUGAAACUAAUUGGAGCAAAUUUGAUUGGACUAGAAUAACUACAGUUUGCAUGUACGGUUUUUUCAAUCCCAAACUGAUGUGCCUAGCUCAUUCCUACAAUGUCAGGGUUGUCACUUUAGGUGCGGUGGAUCUCAUAACUAUGAUAACCCCAGAGCUGCGGUACAAGUGGGUGCUCGACCAGCUCCAAAAUGUCGAGGACAACUUCAUGGAUGGCCUUAACUUUGAUGUUGAAAUGAACAUCAGUCCAGAGCACAAGGAACUAAGGGAUGCUUACACUGCGCUGGUCAACGAGACAGUUGUUGCAUUUAAACAAGCAUUGCCUUACUCCCAGAUCAGCAUUGAUGUGCAGGGGGACGCUUUCACGACAUCGAGGUCAUAUGACUACCCGACACUCGCCAAACUAGUGGAUUUUCUUUUUAUUAUGGCCUACGACGAGAGUGGAUUUGAUGUAGUAGGACCAAACUCUGGAGUUUUGGACACUGUGACAGGUGUUAUCGACUACUUUCAAGAGAAGAUAAGUCCAGACAAACUUGUCCUUGGACUCCCUUGGUAUGGAUAUAUUUAUUUCUGUGACAAGUUAGUUGGGGAUGUCUGUGAAUUAAGUCCCACCCGAGCCCAGCAAGUAGACUUCAACACCAUAUCAGCCAUCCUUGAGACGAUGCCUGAGAAAUACAGGUGGAACACCACAUCAGAAACACCUUAUUUUUCAUAUACUGAUUCAAAAACCAACAUCUCCCGUCAAGUUCAGUUUGAUGAUGCCACAAGUCUCAAAAUUAAAUAUGAACUAGCUGCAGAUCUGGGACUCCGUGGAGUUGGGAUGUGGACCAUAGAUUUCUUGGACUAUACUGACACUCAGAGAGGGCAGGCGAUGAGGACAGCCAUGUUUGGAGCUCUUCCAACACAUUCAUAAACUUCUUCUUAGCCUUAAAUUAAAGAGAUUCUGAAGAUACUCAUGAAAUUUUAACAAUAUGCUUAGAAUUUUUGAGGAGCAAGUCAGAAAACCAACACAGAAUUUGCUUAAUGAAUGAGAUUAAUUUUUGUUCUUUUCUGAUUUCAUUCUGACAAUUCGAUACUUCUUAUGUUUUUUUUUUGUUUAUUUUUGUUAUGAUUGUAAACUCCUCUUGUAAUGUUCUGUCUUUUCAUGCUGUUAGAUUUAGUGAUUUAGCGUAUUCCUUGCUUCAUUUUCUUUCUUUUGGGGGGGGGGGGGGGGGGUAGAUAAAAAAUGUAAAAACAAAUAAUGUUAUAGUUAAAUCAUUAUGUUAUGUUAACAUUCUUAAAAAUUGACAUAUUUUUUUUAUUAAUUCAGUAAUGAAACCUUUAUAUAAGUAAAUAACAUAUGUGGUUUAUUCCCUGUAUUUAAAAAAUGAUUGCAGGCUUGGGAGAGUUUUUGAUAACAAUACUCUCUCAUAAAUAGACUAUAAAAUAUUUAUUAACAAAUCUUACAUAUUUUAUUUUGAUUAAAUCUUCACAGUAAUGAGGGAAUGGGAUAGAAAAGUUUGACACUUGAUAGACAGAGCUGGAAUGCUUUCUGUAAUAAUACCCUCAAUACAUCAGUAGUUUUAUGGUCUCUAUACUAUUUUAUGGUCUUCUUUUCCUAUUCAUAAAUGUCUCUGGCAUUUUACAUCUUCAGAGACAUACAUUUUCCCAUUUGCAACUUAUUAUCUGAUAAAGAGGCCAACCCUUGAUGCACAUUCAUGGUCACAGGUUAGGGAUUUGUAAUAGGCCUACUAGAUAUUUCAGCUUCUGUUUCACCACAUGUGAUCCAAGACAUCUUUUUUAUCCAGUCUUGAAGCACUUCAUGUUUGGUUUACAUAUCCAUAAAUGUAUUAUAUAAAAAAGACAGCUAAAAUUCAUUUAGUCUGGUACCAGGGCCAUCACUUGUACAAAUUUUGAUUCAAAUAAACGUUUUGUUUAUAUUGUUAAAACAAAUCUAUGAAUAUGUAUGUUAUAGAGUCUUUAACAAGAAAAACAUAAAAAUACUUCUAAAAAAAAACAAAGUUUGUAUCAAAUAGUUCUAGACUAACAAUAAUAAAUUUGUGCGAUUGGAAAUAUUUUUACCAAUUGUUUUUGUUUAGCGUAAUUUCAUGCUUUUAGUAGCUUUCUGGAUGUGCUAAGAUCCUAUCACUUGUAGGGACCAGUUGGGGGUCCUGUGAUCCUUUUUUAAAUGCAUAAAAAAACAACUUGUUCACUCAGGACUCAAGCCUCAUCAAAGGGAUUAAUUCAGCUUAUACCACCACAUCUGUUGAGUAUGAUUUCUUUCCCUUGUUUGAUACCAAACAAAAUAAUUAAAUACCAAUAGUUAAUUAACCAAGUGGUUAUUUUUUUUUUAUUUGCACUUGUUUUGUCAGGUAUAAGAAAUAACUUAAAGUGUAAUAAAAAAAUUGUUUACCAGACAGACACAGUGAGCUGAUAAAGGCUUUGAAAAAAGGAUAGGAAUUUAAAAAGGAAGUAUUUUUUCACAAGUUCAUAUACAAACAUUAAUAUUUUUUAACUGUCUGUAUUCUAUUUAUUUGUAUUUAAUGUAACUGCUUGAACAUUUAUUUAUAGUAUUUAAAUAUUGUGUAAAAUGAUUGUGAAGGAAUUUGGAAUUUUCUUUUUUUUAAAUUUCAGUCCUUACUGCCAGUUUUAUUUUUCAUUGCAACAUUAGUACAUCAGGGUGCUUAACUGUACUCUUGCCAAGUAAUUUUAACAAUCUCUAAAUUAAAACUAUUGCUUGUUAAAUUUUAACAAAUUGAAUUAGCUAGUUAAUUUUAAUGAACUAGCAUAAAUUGUGAAGUAAAUAUUAAGACAAAAACAAUGAAAUCUAACAAAAGUAGUUGGAUGUUGUCACUUUGAUCAAGUUCAUACACCGAACAAAAAAAUUUUCUCACUCUUUGUAAAUUUAACUUAUUGUUGUGGUCUAAAACAGUCAUUAAAUAUGGACGUCAGAAUAAAAAAGUUUGGACUUCAUUUAAUGAAGAAAACAAAAACGAGCUUGAAGAUAUUCUUUUAUCUUUCUUCUGAAAUUUUGGUCAACAAAUAUAUAAAUAAUUUAGUCUGAAUGUUAAUUAGAUAAAAUAAUUACACAAUUGGUGAGACGUUGUGGAUCAAAGUCCAUAUUGUGGUCACACAUAAACAAUGUAUUUGUGCUACUGACACUUCUUUUUAAAAAUAAUUUAAACAUUUUUUUGUGUGUAAUUUUAGCCUAUUAUUAGAGCUUUAAUAUAUAUUAUUUUGUUCAUUUAUGACAUCUCAUUAGAACAUGGCCUGCAGUGCACUUACUGUUUUGAUAUGUUACGCUUGCUUUUUGUUGAUGUACUGUGAACAUUCCUUGACAUUAUAUUACAAUUGUUCAAUCUACAAACAAUAUUUAUUUUAUUUUUUUUUUUAAUUAUAUUUCAAUUUGUAUAAUGAUUGUGUAUCUCAUAACUAUAUGCUACCUGAUGCUUGACUAUAUUGAAAUAGUUGAUGUUUUUUUAAAUUUUUUAAAUUAAAUCCUCCAUUGUAUUGCUCAAAAUCUUUUUAAAUUAAAUCUCGUACAAGCACAACAACCGACGUUUGGACACAUUUACAAUAAAUUAUGGUGGAUUAAAAAGUAAGAUUGUGCACUACAAUAUUAUUUUCAGUUAUGUUACGUUAUAGAAGUUUAAAAUUUAAAAUUUAUUUUAUAACACUGAAAUAUAUAGGAAUAACAGAGAAUGUGAAAUAUACAACUUACCCAAAGAUGUUAAAAAUCUUUGUCAUUUGAUUGAUUUUAUUCACUAGCUGUUAACAAACAUGUUAUAGAUCUCUCUUUUUAUAUUGUAAAAAAUAUUUUCAUGGGAUUUUUCAUUAAAUUAAAACGGACACGC
This is a messenger RNA of Biomphalaria glabrata, 5518 nucleotides long. RefSeq lists its product as uncharacterized. Gene Ontology annotation, molecular function: chitin binding; chitinase activity; double-stranded DNA binding. Bases 193 to 2598 code for a protein of 801 amino acids. Gene Ontology annotation, biological process: carbohydrate metabolic process; DNA topological change; chitin catabolic process. The transcript has 14 exons. Gene Ontology annotation, cellular component: extracellular region. The record is from RefSeq and is a predicted model, not a curated record. NCBI's taxonomy places the organism in Eukaryota, Metazoa, Mollusca, Gastropoda, Planorbidae.